AUGCCUCUUCCUACUACUAGUACCAUCUCCCAAACAGUCAAUCUCCCAAAUGAUCCACUGUUCAGACAAUUACUCAACAAUGCCCAAGUCAACCCAAACAUCCUGGUCCAUGAUCCAACUCAUAACAAGGAUGCCACCACAGCCCAAUUGCUUCACGAUGUCGUGGCCUUUCAAAACAAAAUCCUCUCACAGCUACCAUCACACCAUAUAAACCACCACGGAAGACUCCAGACCCCAGGAGUCUAUAUCGCCAUCCUUGCUCCCCUCAGUUACGACUUUAUCAUUGCCUUAUACGCCGUCAUCGCCUUGGGGGCUGCAGCCGUACCAUUAUCAAUCAAAGUGCUCCCCGAAGAAGGCGCCUGGCUCGUGAAAAAAUGCAAUGCCAUCUGCCUGCUUGCCCAUCCAGAGCAGAUUCCGCUCGCCUCCCAGAUUCGAUCCCAUGGACCUACUACUAUCACCCCUUCUAAUCGACCCAACCCUAACUUUCCCCUCCACCCAGCCAGGCCUCCUCCUAUUUACAUCGGGCACAACAGGUCCUCCAAAGGGUGCUAUCCUGCCUCGCCAACUCUUCUUCCCCACGUCACACCCGACUGCACUGCCGAUGAUACCGCCAUCGUCUAUCGCGCCGUCAACGGUUUACCCGGGGUCCUGAAUCUAAGUGACCUAGUCUACGUCGGCGCGCGCAUCGAGCUCUUUCCUGCCGGGAUCCAGCCAGCGCCGAUCUGGGAACGACUCCGCGGCGGUGGAGUCACCGUGCUAGCGGGUGCUACUCGUUUCUGGCAGGUGCUCAUGACGCACUACGAAGAGAAGCUGCGGGGCCUACCCGAGGAUGAGCGUAUCCUGUAUGAUGAGGGCGCUCAAAAUCUGCGAGUCGUCUGGUUUGGGGGUGGGAUGCCCUUACCAGUUGCGAAGCGGUUCUGGCUCCGCUUGCGCAAGGAGAGGGACUGGAUGGUAAAGUACGGAGCAUCGGAGUUGGGGAGGGAGGCGAUGGUGUUUCGGUUCGCGAGCGAGAGUGCGGCUUUGAAGCCGAUUAUUGGGCGUCCGUUGGCUGGGACUGAGGUCAAGUUGACAGAUGGCGACCAUGGGGAGUUGUUGAUCAAAAGCCCGACGAUGAUGAUCGGGUACAUCGAUGAUGAAGAACGCACGCGUGCGGCAUUCGAUGACAACGGCUUCUAUCGGACGGGAGAUCUCGUCCACCAAGAUGACCAGGGCAUGUUCGUCUUUGACGGCCUCGUCCGGUUCAACGGGCUUCGUGUCUCAGUCUACGAGGUCGAGUCGCAUCUAUGCGACCUGCCCUACAUGGUCGAGGCAUACGUACUCAGCAUUCCAGACACUCAAUAUGGCCAUCGAGUCGGCGCACUCGUGGUUUUAGGUGCGGGAGAAGCAUCACUGACGCUGGGGAAACUUCGGAAAGAUCUAGCCGCGGUGCUGGCCAUCUAUAAGUUGCCGACGGUGUUGCGUGUGGUUAACAGUGACGAGGAGCUACCACGUAGUCCGGAGGGCAAGUUGUCUAGGAAUCCUGCUUUGCAGAAGUUCUUUCCUACGGAGAAUGGAGAAUUGUCGGGCAAGGUGGAGGUUUGGAACCUGGGGGUGGAGGAAAUGACGACGAAUCGGGCGUGGGAUUGGGGCGGCGUUGUUUGA
Penicillium cosmopolitanum is the source of this 1641-nucleotide messenger RNA. RefSeq names its product class I adenylate-forming enzyme family protein. The transcript has 6 exons. The record is from RefSeq and is a predicted model, not a curated record. NCBI's taxonomy places the organism in Eukaryota, Fungi, Ascomycota, Eurotiomycetes, Eurotiales, Aspergillaceae. Bases 1 to 1641 code for a protein of 546 amino acids.